This is a messenger RNA of Vespa velutina, 2708 nucleotides long. Its product is annotated as 3-hydroxyisobutyrate dehydrogenase, mitochondrial. The coding region runs from base 383 to 1342 and encodes 319 amino acids. The transcript has 7 exons. The record is from RefSeq and is a predicted model, not a curated record. NCBI's taxonomy places the organism in Eukaryota, Metazoa, Arthropoda, Insecta, Hymenoptera, Vespidae. Gene Ontology annotation, biological process: L-valine catabolic process. Gene Ontology annotation, cellular component: mitochondrion. Gene Ontology annotation, molecular function: NAD binding; NADP binding; 3-hydroxyisobutyrate dehydrogenase activity.
AAAUUAUUUCAUGAUUCAACUUAUAUCUUAUCGGUAGUAUUGCACAACGUGUUUUUAAUUUUACGUUUCUUUAGUAUAGGAUAGUGUCAUUAAAGCAUUAACAGAUUCAUAAUUGAAACGUAAAUAACGUUUAUAUUUACCAAGCUAAGAAAUAUAUUCGACUUUUGAUCAAAAUCGUGUUUAAUAUCGAAUUCUAUGUCACAAGCAUAUAAUUUAUACAGUAAGAAUAUUUUAUAAAGUUCAACCAUUAAUUACCAUCUGGUAAUACAAGUCAUUACGAGUGUUAUCGGGACCGAAUGUCAAAGUUUUACUACUGUUGACGACGAUAAGAUCGUGAAAAAAUUGAAAAGAAAAAAAAGAAAAAAAGAAAAAACAAAGAAAAAUGUGCUUCCUUGUAUUCGUCUCAAAAUCUUCGAUCUGGAUAAGUAUGAAAGGUGUACGUCGAUUUUCAAAGAAAAUUGGAUUCGUUGGUUUAGGUAAAAUGGGUGGUCACAUGGCAAAAAAUAUUUUGAAAAAGGGUUACAAAUUAAAAGUAUUCGAUGUUGAUAAAUCAGCUAUGUCUAACUUGGUCGAAGCCGGUGCGAACGCUGCUUCGACCAUUACAGAAAUGGUGAAGGACGUUGACGUAAUCAUUUCUAUGUUACCUUCGAAUCAACAUGUUCUGGAUUGCUAUAUUGGUGAUAAUGGUAUAUUGAGUUCAGUGAAAAAAAAUGUACUCUUGAUAGAUAGCAGUACGAUAGAUCCGUUCGUGUCGCAGGAAAUAUCGAAAGAGACUGAAAAAAGAGAAGUUAAAUUUAUUGAUGCUCCGGUAUCAGGAGGUACAAAUGCAGCGAGAGAUGGUACAUUGACUUUUAUGGUAGGUGGGUCUAAUGCAAAUUUCGAAGCUGCCAAAUCUAUAUUAGAAAUUAUGGGCUCGAGAAUAGUUCAUUGCGGUGACAUUGGUAUGGGACAGGCAGCAAAAUUGUGUAAUAAUAUGCUAUUGGCCAUUAGUAUGAUUGGUACGGCCGAAAUUUUCAAUCUUGGUCAAAGAUUGGGCCUGAAACAAAAUGUACUGAAUGAAAUAGUGAAUUCCAGUUCAGGAAGAUGUUGGUCCUCUGAAUUGUACAAUCCUGUUCCAGGUCUUCUACCUAAUGUUCCUAGUUCAAAAAAUUAUGAAGGUGGUUUUAGUACAUUGCUCAUGGCAAAAGAUUUAAGUUUGGCACAAUCUGUCGCAACUAGAACAGACACAUUAAUUCCUUUGGGGUCUUUGGCUCAUCAAAUUUAUAGGAUGCUUAAUAGUCAUGGUUUAUCGCAAAAAGAUUUUAGCAUCGUAUAUCAAUUUAUGAAAGGAAACAAAAUUUAAAACAAAAACGCCGGCUUUAUGAGAAGAACAAUUAUGAUGUCGACUAACGUAGUAGAACGCUAUCGCCAUCUACAUAUUAAACGAUCUCGAAUAAUGCGAAUAAAUGAAAGAAAAAUUAACGAUAAGUUAAAUCUUAUAUAUUUUAACGAUGCAAAGAAUUAUGAGUAUGUUAAUAUUAUUUUUGUAUUGAAAAUAAAUACGUAGAGAUUUCUGCAUUACCGACCGAUACGUACUAUACAAUUCAUUCGAAACUGAUUCUUUCUCUCUCUCUCUCUCUCUGUAUCUCUUUUUCUUACUUUUUCUUCCUAUUUGAAAAAGAAAAAAAAAGAAGAAGAUAACGACUGCAGCGACAUCCGGCUUAUUAAAGAACCAGGUCUCUAUCAUCGGACGGUCGUUGUUGAAUUGACCAACGUGGUACCUCCACCAUUUCUGUCACUCGUUGAGAGUUUUUGCUCGCGGCAGGAGCACAGAGGAGAGAAGUUCGAGGAUAUACGAAUAAUAAAAUUAGAGACAAUCGAGUAAUCGAGAGGGCGCAGUGCGGUUCAAUGCUGCCUGGUGUCGGCGUGGCUCCUGCAUUUUCCGCCGUCCGAACGUCGUUGCCCGUGUAAUAGUAUAUUUCAAUCGUUACGUCUCGUCGUCGUGCUUAUCAACGAGGGAAGGAAGAACGUCAUUAUUAUUAUUAUUAUUAUUAUUAAUAUUAUUAUUAUUAUUUAAUAUUAUUAUUAUUAUUAUUAUUAUUAUUACUUCAAAUUCUUUUCACGGAUUGAAGAAAAUUCGAGUGGGGCCUUACGUGAAACACGGUCGGUGCGCGAAAAAGUAAAAAAAAAAAAAGAAAAAAAAAGAAAGAAAGAGAAAAGAAAAGAAAAGAAAAGAAAAGAAAAAAGAAAAACGUGCGACGAGUGAAACCUACGAAUGCAUCUUUGACGCUAAGUCAUCGAUAGAUCCGAGUGCUUGUUGUGCCUUUUCUGUGCCUUCUUGGCACGUGUCCCCCCCUUCUCUCAUUCUCUUCUCUCCUCCUACGUCUCUGUCCUUUUCUAUCUCUCUCUUUUUCUCUCUCUCUCUCUAUCUCUUUUUCUCCUCGUCGAUUCGACUGAGAUAAAACGUCGAACGAGGAGACACCUAAUUAUUUAUAAUUCCUUUCUCUCUCUCUCUCUCUCUCUCUCUCUCUCUCUCUCUCUCUCUCUCUCUCUCUGUCUUUCUCUUUUUACUUAUCAAUUUUUCCCAACAUUAGUUCGAUCGAACUAUAUCCCUUUUUCUGUUUGUUUUUUUUUGCGCGUUCGUUCGUUCCUUCGUUCGUUCGUUCGUUCGGUCGUUCGUUCGGUCCUUCGUUUGUUUGUUUGUUUGUUUGUUAAUUUUUUUUUUUAUU